AUGUCCAACUGCUACUGGCAUAAAAAACUUGAUGAAGAGUCAUCCUAUCUGUGUGCAUUCAACACACCAUCCGGUCGAUACAAGUUCAAUCGCAUGCCUUUUGGCAUAUGUUCUGCAUCGGAUGUAGCGCAGAAAAUGGUAGAUGAUGAAUUUUCUGACAUCCCUGGUGCACUAGCAGUACAUGAUGACAUCAUAGUCUCAGGUGCCAACACAGAGGAGCAUGACAUAGCUCUAGAGAAAGUCCUACAUCGAGCAAGAGAACGAAACAUAAAAUUCAACAAGAAGAAGAUCCAACUACGAGUCACUGAAGUGAAAUAUCUUGGCAACAUCGUUAGUGCUAAAGGAUUCACUCCUGAUCCUGAGAAGAUUAAAGCCAUUGUCGAAAUGCCUCUACCAAAGAGCAAGCAAGAUUUACAACGCCCAUUAGGAAUGGUGAACUAUCUUUCACAGUACAUACCAAACAUGUCUGAGAUCACUGCGCCACUGCGUACCCUUCUCAAAAAAGACAUACAAUGGUUCUGGCACAACGAACACCAGAAAGCACUCGAAAGAAUCAAGAAAGUCCUCACAAGCAGCCCAGUUUUGCACUUCUACGACAUCGAUAAGCCUGUUAUCCUCCAAGUUGAUGCGUCACAAGGUGGACUGGGUGCAUGUUUAAUUCAGGAAGGACACCCAGUAAUUUAUGCAUCCCGAUCACUCACCAAUGCUGAGCAGCACUAUGCUCAGAUAGAGAAAGAGCUGCUCGCAAUCGUUUUCGCAUGUGAACGUUUCAACCAAUUCAUUUAUGGGACACAAGUCACAGUACACAGCGACCACAAGCCGUUGGAAGCCAUCAUAGCUAAACCAUUAUCACAAGCACCACCGCGAAUUCAGCGUCUUCUCAUCCGACUACAGAAGUAUCACCCAACAGUGAAAUAUGUUCCCGGGAAAUUCCUGUUUAUCGCCGACACUUUGUCAAGAGCGUACUUACCAGAAGAACGAGAACAACAGGAACUUAAUGAGGACAUUGAAGUAAUGGUGCACAGCAUGGUUACAGCAAUACCAGCAUCUCCUGAGAAAAUGGCAGAGCUUAAGGAAGAAACAGCGAAUGAUGAAACGCUACAACAACUUAAACAGCAGAUGGUUCAAGGUUGGCCUGAUCGUAAGCAUGAAAUCCCGCAAAACUUAGCUACCUACUGGAACAUUCGCCAUGAGCUGAGUGAAGCAGAAGGUCUGAUCUUCAAAGACCACCAGUUAGUCAUACCUACAGCAAUGAGGAGCAAUAUGCUCAACCUGAUACAUGAAAGUCAUCUCGGGAUAGAGAAAUGCAAAGCACGCGCAAGAGCAAUCCUUUUUUGGCCUGGAAUGUCAAAAGAUAUCUACGAGAAAGUAUCAAAAUGUGCUACUUGCGCCACAUAUAGAAGAAGAAACCAGAAGGAACCGAUGAUAGCACAUCCAAUACCUGAACGACCAUGGCAAAAGCUAGGAACUGAUCUGUGUGAAUGUAAGGGCAAGAAUUACCUCGUUGUAGUAGAUUACUAUUCGAAGUUCAUCGAAACAGCCCUUCUUCCAAACAAGACAGCAGGAACAGUAAUUAGACAUUUGAAAUCAAUUUUUGCCAGACACGGAAUCCCAGAAGAGUUGGUAUCCGACAACAUGCCCUUCAAUAGCAAAGAGUUUGACGAAUUCGCCAAAGAAUGGAGAUUCAAACAAACAACAUCAAGCCCAACCUAUGCUCAAUCAAAUGGCAUGAGUGAAAAAGCUGUACAAACCGUAAAACGGAUCCUGAAGAAGGCUGACGAUCCAUACGUUGGUCUGAUGGAGUACCGUAACACGCCUGUUACUGGAAUGACAUACUCCCCAUCACAACUGCUGAUGAGCCGCACCACAAGAACGAAGAUUCCGAUAUCCAAAGAGUUACUACUACCAGCAGUGCCAAUCAAUGCACAGCAGCAGCUUGAACAACGACAGAACCAGCAGAAGCAGAACUACGACAAAUCAACCAAACCAUUACCACCACUUGAAAUUGGAGAAAACAUCCACCUACGCCAGGACAGUAUCUGGGUACCAGCCACCGUAUCUGGACUGGCCCCUGCCCCAAGAUCGUAUAUCGUCACAACAUCAGAUGGACAACAAUACAGACGGAACCGUCGUGACCUUUUAAAGACCAACAUUCCGCCUUCAACCAUAAUAGAGCAAACUGAGGAUGUUGGUGAAGAACAACCGACCAUUAUUCCACAACCACCAGAUUUAGACCUCCAGAAUCCACCUAAUCAGGGGUGA
Messenger RNA from Paramuricea clavata, 2262 nucleotides. The record is from the annotation of a GenBank genome assembly. Lineage: Eukaryota; Metazoa; Cnidaria; Anthozoa; Malacalcyonacea; Plexauridae.